AUGUUUUCGCCGGUCCUGCUCUCACUUGCGCUGGCGGCACCCGCGCUGGCCGCGGACACGGUCGCGAACCAGUUCAUCCUUGGCGAUAACGGUUUCCUCAUGUACGGGCGGAAUGACCCCAUCAUCUCGCCCGGCCAAGUGGGGCAGCACGUGCACCAGUUCAUCGGGGCGAGCAACAUUCGCGACGUGCUGAACACGCCUGCCGAGCAGCGCAACGCGGUCUGUUCCUCGACCAAGGUCUCGGUCGACAAGAGCUCCUACUGGACCCCCACGCUGUACUACAUGUGGAGCAACGGGACGUACUCGCCCCUAACGUCCAACACGCGCGUGUACUACACGGUCGACAAGAGCGAGAACGGCGUGACGCCCUCGCCCUUCCCCGAGGGCUUGCGCAUGGUCAGUGGCCUCGCCACGUUCCGCGACGAGGGCGCCGAGCAAACCGUGGGCGUGCGCCUCCAGUACAACCGCGAGAAUGGCGAGAAUGAGCGCUUCAUGGCGCGCAAGCGUGCCACGCCGCCGAACCAGGUCAUUGCCUCGAUCACGUUCCCGCGCUGCGGGCGCGCAGACCAGGCGCUCGACUCGGACGACCACUUCUCCCACAUGGCGCACCCCAUCUUCGGGCAGCUCAAUGAGUGGGCCGUCAACAGCCGCAAGUGCCCCGACACACACCCCGUGUGGUACCCGCAGGUUCUGAUCGAGACUCUCUUCGACCUGACCGAUGCCAUGAAGGCGGACUGGAACCCGAACGACUCCAACUUCAUCAUCUCCAACGGCGACGUGACGGGCGUCACUUGGCACGGCGACUUUGUCAACGGGUGGGACUCGCAGGUCCUCGCCGACACUAUCAACCAGUGCGGCGGCGUCGGAGACAACCUCCAGGCGUGUGCGCCGCUGAGGCCCCACCUCCAGGGCGACGAGCGGUACAACUGCCGCCUCCAGGGCCAGAUCCUCAAUGAGGACAUGGGCUUCCUCCGCCCCCUCUCCGCGCUGCCUGGGUGCAACCCGAAGUGGGACUGGGAGGGGCCCACGAGCAAGCCCAACGCCUGCCCCGCCGGCCACAGAGACCCGGGCUGGGUCGACCCGCAAUUCGCCCUCAUCAGCUUCUACAGCCAGGCGUUCCCGCUCGCUGUUCCAGGAUACACGGGCAAUCUGAGUGACGUCCACCUGCCCGACUACGAGACGGCGAGCCGCGGGUACGACGUGCGCACGACCCAGUGGGGCCGCACGAUCAACCACCACAGCCACACGAGCGCCAAUACCGAGGCGAUCGAGUACGUCCGUCCCGAGAGCACGCAGCAGGAGAUCGACGGCAACAACGGCGGCGCACACCCGAUCGUCAACAAGCUCGGAGACAGCAGUGCGUUCUCCGCCACGAGCAGCGGGCAGCGCCUCAGCCUCAUCUCGGACCAGGGCGCGUCAGACGGCGGCCACUACGAGCGCGAGAACAUGUGCUGGGCCCGCCCGAAGCUUGAUUGGAAUCCCGUCCCUUGCGGAGAGUUCAACCGCACCGGGUCGCCGACCAAGCGCGCUCACGCCCGCGACUUCUGCGCGUAA
This is a messenger RNA of Trichosporon asahii var. asahii CBS 2479, 1554 nucleotides long. RefSeq lists its product as uncharacterized. NCBI's taxonomy places the organism in Eukaryota, Fungi, Basidiomycota, Tremellomycetes, Trichosporonales, Trichosporonaceae. The record is from RefSeq and is a predicted model, not a curated record. The transcript has a single exon. The coding region runs from base 1 to 1554 and encodes 517 amino acids.